AUGAUUCGUGAUAAUGUAAUCAAUACUUAUGAUAUUGAUUUUUAUCCAACAGCAUUUAAAUUUGAUCGAAUGAUAGUUAGCGUCACAAAUAAAUAUCCAGCAUUCGAUGCUGUAACAGAACUUUUGGAUAAUAAUAUUAAUGAAGAAAUCGAUCAAUUUUGUUCUGAUUUCAAUAAUGCUGCACAUAUAGAGAUAGAUGGUUUACUUUAUUCUGAUGGUACAAAUUCUCUUUUAGCAUGUCAAGUUGAUGCAGAUGCAACAAUUGGAAACGAUGGUCUUAAAGCGAAUGCUCAUACAGAUGGAUCUCUUUCUAAACGUAAAUUAGAAAAUACUGAUAUUAGUGUUGGUCAAUGGCAAGCCUAUGCAAAAGCAUCCAUUGAAGCAGAUGGAAUGAAUGCUGUUAUUGGUGCAGAAUUAAAUACUGUGUCUUUAAAGAAUGAAAAUAUUGAAGCAAAUAUUAGAUUAAGUAUUAAAACUGGAGUCGACUUAUCAAUGGCUAAUGUUAGUGCAUCUGCUUUUGAACUUGGAUGA
Molecule: messenger RNA, 531 nt
Organism: Rotaria sordida
Lineage: Eukaryota; Metazoa; Rotifera; Eurotatoria; Philodinida; Philodinidae
Source: the annotation of a GenBank genome assembly